Molecule: messenger RNA, 1483 nt
Organism: Vespa velutina
Lineage: Eukaryota; Metazoa; Arthropoda; Insecta; Hymenoptera; Vespidae
Product: ARL14 effector protein
Exons: 4
Coding region: 885-1337 (150 amino acids)
Cellular component (GO): intracellular membrane-bounded organelle
Source: RefSeq, a predicted model, not a curated record
CCAGUUUUUGCUGCGCCUAAUAUAUCAUUACCCUUUAAAGCUAAUCCAAUACUUUGUCUUUGUAUAUCCGUUAAUUCAAUAUAAUUAUUUUCUUUCAAUCCCUUCAAUGUUUUAUUCGAUAAUGGCAUAUCAUUAAAUUUUUUUAUUUUAGUUUCAUCAAUCUAAAAAGAAACAUAAUUUUGUAAUUAAAUGAGGGAUGAUACAUUAUGGUUAAAAUCAAAUGUCAGACUUACAUUAUUGUAUUUUGAUCGUAGAUCUUCAAUAAUUUUACUUUCAGGUAUUUGUCGUUUUUUCUUAUAUAUUUUUACCUUCUCCUUUGUUUUGUGAGCCAUUAUAUGUGAAUUACUGAUUUUUCAUCUAUAAUAAAUAACCAUGCCUUUUCAUACACCUUAUAGAUAGGUUAUAUCAAACAACACGAAUGAACCAAAUUGAAGCAAGUCGAGCGUAGAAAAACCGAGUAGAACCGAGUAGAGCCGAAUCGAGCCGAUUUGAGUCAACCAAUUAGCUUACGAAUAUUUCAGAAAAUCAAAAAUUUCUUUAUUGAUACUAAUUGUAAGACUAAAAAGAACAAUUUUCAUCAACAAAAAGUAUUGUAUGGUUAAAAAUGUAUAUAUUAUAAUUAUUAAUAUAGGGCCAUAUGUGAAAAGAAUUUUUUUCUUUUGUAAAAUAUACGCAAUAUAUUUUGUCGAAGAUCUACUAGAGUUCUCGACGCUAUAGGUUAUUUCACCGCGUUAACGCGAAUAGUUUGCAUUGUAUUGUUGCAACAUUGACAAAGUGUAAUAAUUGUGCUCAUCUAUGUAAAUAACAAACAAAUUUUUUUUAAUAUUAUUAUGUGCAAUAUUAUAUUAUUUUUUAUUUAUGGUUUAUAAUUUGGUGACAAUAAAAUGUCUGAUGAAAAAAUGUUGAAAACGAACAUGGAAACAAACUCGUCUUCCGGAGAACCCGUGACGCAGCAAAUAAACAACGUAGAAAUGCCACCACGAUCUAGAGGUGGUCGAGGUUCGAGACAAAGAGCAGUGGACAACAUAACCAAAAAAUUUCUUCGAAAUUUCGAUCCUGAACGUAGCGAAAGAGAAAAACGUAAAUUACAUCGUCGUUUGUAUCAAGGAAGUAAACGUCACACCUUGUACAACGAUCAAGGUAUUUGGGUCAUAACUGGAGACGAUUUAUGUGAUUGUUUAAGUUUGGAUUGCGCGGGAUGUCACUUUCCAUGUCCUAAAUGUUCUUCUACAAAGUGUGGCCACGAGUGCAGGAACAAUCGCAAAUGGACUUACGAUACGAUCGAAAACGAAGGCAGUGACGUUACAACGAAAAAUCCAGUUCUCAAAGAAACUUAAAUAAAUAUGAGGUCGUACGUGUGUGCGGUAGGUCGGCCGACGAGGAGGUUUGAGUCACUCCUAAACGUGGAAAGGGGACCCCGAAAGACGGGGGUUUAUAUCAUCGGGACGGCAGAUGUCAGGAUGCCGGAGCAGAGCAACGACUA